AUGCAUGUAUAUACCUGUAUGCAUGUAUAUGGCUGUAUGCAUGUAUAUGGCUGUAUGCAUGUAUAUGGCUGUAUGUAUGUAUAUACCUGUAUGCAUGUAUAUGGCUGUAUGCAUGUAUAUGGCUGUAUGUAUGUAUAUGGCUGUAUGCAUGUAUAUGGCUGUAUGCAUGUAUAUGGCUGUAUGUAUGUAUAUACCUGUAUGCAUGUAUAUGGCUGUAUGCAUGUAUAUGGCUGUAUGUAUGUAUAUGGCUGUAUGCAUGUAUAUGGCUGUAUGCAUGUAUAUGGCUGUAUGCAUGUAUAUGGCUGUAUGUAUGUAUAUGGCUGUAUGUAUGUAUAUGGCUGUAUGUAUGUAUAUGGCUGUAUGCAUGUAUAUGGCUGUAUGUAUGUAUAUGGCUGUAUGCAUGUAUAUGGCUGUAUGUAUGUAUAUACCUGUAUGCAUGUAUAUGGCUGUAUGCAUGUAUAUGGCUGUAUGUAUGUAUAUGGCUGUAUGCAUGUAUAUGGCUGUAUGCAUGUAUAUGGCUGUAUGCAUGUAUAUGGCUGUAUGUAUGUAUAUGGCUGUAUGUAUGUAUAUGGCUGUAUGCAUGUAUAUGGCUGUAUGCAUGUAUAUGGCUGUAUGCAUGUAUAUGGCUGUAUGUAUGUAUAUGGCUGUAUGCAUGUAUAUGGCUGUAUGUAUGUAUAUGGCUGUAUGUAUGUAUAUGGCUGUAUGCAUGUAUAUGGCUGUAUGCAUGUAUAUGGCUGUAUGUAUGUAUAUGGCUGUAUGCAUGUAUAUGGCUGUAUGCUGUGUAUAUGGCUGUAUGCUGUGUGUAUGUGA
Molecule: messenger RNA, 810 nt
Organism: Trypanosoma cruzi
Lineage: Eukaryota; Euglenozoa; Kinetoplastea; Trypanosomatida; Trypanosomatidae
Exons: 1
Coding region: 1-810 (269 amino acids)
Source: RefSeq, a predicted model, not a curated record